GGGGGGGAAAUGCUUUUUGGAUUUGAAAUUGCUAGGCAAAGGGGCCUUUAGGGAGCUGGAAUAAAUGAUGUGAAUAAAUUCCGGUACCUGAAGGGAACUUAUAGGAAAGAUGGGGCAGGACUGUUAACAAGGGCAUAUAAUGAUGGGACAAGGGGGGAUGGGUUCGAACUGGCAGACAGUCGAUUUAGAUUGGAUAUUAGGAAGAAAAUCUUUAUUGUGAGGGGGGUGACGGUCUGGAACAGGGUGCCCAGAGAAGCUGUGGGUGCCCCAUCCCUGGAAGUGGCCAGUGCCAGGUCAGACGUGACUCUGAACAACCUGGGAUAGUGGAAGACCCUGCCCAUGGCAGGGGGGUUGAAACUGGACGAUCUUUAAGGUCGCUUCCCACCCAGACCAUUCUGUGAUUCUGUGAUUUGAACCUGAACAUAAGAGUUACAGGAGCCAGGGUUCUCAGUUCUUGGUGUUUAUGCUUCAUCAUUCAAAAAGGGAGCUUUAUUUUAAUCCACUUACUCUGCCAUGGCACCAUGGUGUGGAAGAGAUUUUGAGGGAAACAAAAUUUCUAUUUGGUGUGUUAAGAAUGAAUAGUUGUUUGUCAAAACUUUAAAGUCUCGGCAGUUUGUAAGUUAUGAAUAAGUGGCAUUGCUUUUAUUUUGCUUAAUGAAGUAUUCAUGCAUGUUAAUUGAACUACACAGAAUUUGGAAUAAAAUAAGUUUUUCCAGACUUGUAGGUCAAAGUCAGCAUGGCAUGACUGUUGUUACCAAGAAGGAUAUGCACAGAGCUCUUGAAUUUGGCAUGUAAAUUGUAUGUUCUGCCCUAAUGAACUUUUGCCCUAAGUAAGGCAAAUAACUGAAAUUCCAGACAUCAGGGCAUGAGGAGGUGGUAGUUCCACACAGCCUGUACUGCUGGAAGUGUAAGAAACCGUGGGAAUUAGCAGCUCUUUACUAUCAGCCAGCCAGAAACAAUUCCAUGGCAUUUUAACAGUGCCCCAUUUCAGCAACUCUGCCCCUUGAUUUCUCAUAAUAAGUCCACAGGAAGAAAGCUUUAUAUGGAAGAAAGCCGUGUUCAGGGAUGCUGCCCACUGCCCAUGGCUUUCAGGGAUGUGAAUGCCAGGAGACACAUUGGACUCCAGCAACUCUCAGCCCUAGCAUCCACUGGGAGAACAUUCCUGGGGCCAAUGAAAUCACAUAAAUUCAUUGUGGAUGAAAUCACCAACCAGAGCACAUUGAUUUGUUCUGCUGUUAGGCUGAUUGAAAGUUUGGAUUUGACAAGUGCAGUUGGACAGCUUCUUAACGAAACCAUUCAGGCUCAGAACAAGGAGUUUAAGACGGGGAUGAGUAGCCUGUUGUUCCUGGUUGGAGCCUGGAGCAAUGCUGUGGUGGAGUGCCUGCAGCAGAAUGUUCCUGUUCCAGCAAUAGUGUCUGUGAUGUCUGAGGGGUUGAACUCUUGCUGUGAGAGAGUCCAGUGUCUUCAAAUACCAAUACAUGAUGUAAAGAAAGAGCUGUGUUCUAGCAGAGUUAGGCCAAAGGCUUUUGAAAGCAAAACUGGACAAGUUGAACGUCAUGAUCUUAAAAAUUCUUGGAAUUUGCUGUGUUUUCAGACAGAUAUUUCUGCAACAGAAGAGGUAAUUCCAAUAAAUUCUUGUUCCCACCAAGGACAUGAUUGUAAUUUUAACAAGUUCCUGGUUUCACCCUUGGCUGGCUUUGGUUCAGUGGCUUCUGUUGUCAAGGCAGUGGGUGACAAAAGUUCACCUGCGCUGUCUGGAAGUGGUGUUACUGCAGCCAGCUGUAUCGCACAGAAGUUAACCCACAGCAGGCACUUCAGCACUCUAGGGAAAAGCCCUUUUGCAAGUCAGCAAGGCAAUUUCCAGGGACACCUUUCAGGACCAGCAGCAGAUCUGUGUGGUUUAGGAUGCUUGGCAGUGGCUCUGAGCCAUGGAAACCAGACCAGCGUGAAACUGCUACAAAGCAUCGCUGCUUAUCAGCAGGGGAGAGCAGAGUGCAGUGGCUCUUCCCAGGUUAAUAUUGCAGAGAUUGUGACGUGCUGUGUGCUGGGCUUGCCCGAGAGCUAUUCCUGUGUCUCCCCAGGCUUUGUCACAUUAGUGUCACCAGAGCAAGCCACAGUCAUCAAACACUUUGCAGACAAACCCCUCCGGAUUCUGCUGGUGGAUGGUGACCUCACGGAGGAGUACCGACACUUAGGUUUUAACAGACCUCCUAAUGUAAGGACCAUAUUGGAGCGUCCCACUCCACAGGGAGGCGGGGCAGGAGAUGUGUGGCUGAGCAGAAUGUCGGAUGUACUGAUGAGUUUCGAAGUAAACCUGGUUUUGGUCAAAGGAAACGUGUGCAAAAACUUCAUGGAAAGGUGCAUCGCCAGCAGGAUAUUGGUAAUUGGCUGCGUGGCUCGGAGUGUGCUGUGUGCCUUCGGGUCGGCCACUGGUGCCCAGGCAGUGACAUACCUGAGCCAGCUGAGCACUGUCUGUGUCGGGAACGGGGCCUGGGCGGAGCUGUGGCACACCGGAGAUGGGCGCGCCGUGGAUCUGGGCGAGCUGCUGCCGGCGCGGAUCAGCGCGGGAGGCAUCACCCUGCUCACGGCCGUGCUCACCGCUGCCCUGCCUUCCAAGGCGCAGCUCCUCGAGGACCACUUCUGGACUUUGCUGUAUCGACUCCAUCACGCUCUAAAGGACGGGAAGGUUUUCCCUGGGGGCGGUGCAGUGGAGCUCUUGUGCCUCAGUCACAUCCAGGCGCUCGCAGAGCAGCCCGAGCGGCCGGGAAAUGCCAAAGAGCUUCCCAGUCCCUGGCUGGCAGAGUGUAAAUCCAUUGUGCUCCAGGCACUGGCAAGUGGCUGGAAGCGAUACCUCUGCGUGCUCCUGUGUAACACGGCGACGGCCAGCUCGGAGCUGGAAGCAGGUGCCGCCGUGGAUCAUCAUCUCCAGAAAGCAGCGGCCUGUGGCUCUCCCUCAGCUUACAUUUUGGAAGAGUUUAGGAGAGGUGGAGUGCUCAGGGGUGGCUCUGAACCCUUCCCUGGCCGUGUCACAGAUUUAAAGGUUUGUGACAACGUUGAAGCCAAGACGGAGGCGUGGAGGAGAGCUCUGGACCUGGUGCUGCUGGUGCUUCAAACUGAUGCCGAAAUUAUCACAGGCCCCAGAAGGAAUCAGAUCCUGAACUCGCCUGUAUCAAACGAAUUUAUGUUUUUGUAGGAUUUUGAGCAUUUGUAAGUCCAUGGGAGAAGCCCAGGUGCAACCUACAUGUCUUUAUAAAGCAAACAGUGAGAUGUGAUUGUGAUUUUAGAAUGUAACAACAGAAGUCAGAAUGAGCAACAGUCAUGAGGCAAUUUCUUAUUUCUAGAAAUGGGAAUUAAAUAACAAACAAAAACCACUUGUGGGCUUAUCUCUAACCCAGGCCAUGUGUUUUUAGCUAACGGUAUUGCCUGUAUGGAUGUCCCCUAAUGUCUCUGAAUAAAGGUGGAGAUCUCUUAUAUUGCAUUGCUGUACUUGUGUUAAAUGAAAGAAUAUACUGUAAUUAUUUCUUAAUUAAUACCUUGUUCUUAAUUUCUGUACAUUGCAAACAUAAGAGUUAAACUUGAAAUCAUGUGUGUUUUGCAUUUUAUUCUGA
Molecule: messenger RNA, 3608 nt
Organism: Lonchura striata (white-rumped munia)
Lineage: Eukaryota; Metazoa; Chordata; Aves; Passeriformes; Estrildidae
Gene: BBS12
Product: Bardet-Biedl syndrome 12
Biological process (GO): chaperone-mediated protein complex assembly; photoreceptor cell maintenance
Source: RefSeq, a predicted model, not a curated record